Molecule: messenger RNA, 399 nt
Organism: Kazachstania africana CBS 2517
Lineage: Eukaryota; Fungi; Ascomycota; Saccharomycetes; Saccharomycetales; Saccharomycetaceae
Gene: QCR6
Product: ubiquinol--cytochrome-c reductase subunit 6
Exons: 2
Coding region: 1-399 (132 amino acids)
Biological process (GO): mitochondrial electron transport, ubiquinol to cytochrome c
Source: RefSeq, a predicted model, not a curated record
AUGUUUGGCUCGUUAGUGGAUUAUAUGGGUGAAAUAAGGGAUCAGUUCGGUCCUUAUACAGCUAGAGCUGAAGACACCGAUGACGAAGAAAAUGAGUCUGUUGAAGCUGCGGAAGUAGAAGAAGGAGAAGAGGAGGAAGAAGAGGAAGAAGAGGAGGAAGAAGAAGAAGGAGAAGAGCAAGAUCAACUUCAAACAUUAAGAACCCAAUGCCAAGAAACGAAAGAAGGUAAAAACCUGACACAUCAUUACUUGGAAUGUGUAGAAAGGGUCCAGAAACAGAAAGAAGAUCCAAACUAUGAGGAUUUAGAAAACAAAGAAGACUGCGUCGAAGAGUUCUUCCACUUACAGCAUUACUUGGAUGGUUGUACAACUCCAAGGCUAUUCAGCAAACUGAAAUAG